Molecule: messenger RNA, 3702 nt
Organism: Closterium sp. Naga37s-1
Lineage: Eukaryota; Viridiplantae; Streptophyta; Zygnematophyceae; Desmidiales; Closteriaceae
Source: the annotation of a GenBank genome assembly
AUGAACUUUUACGUCGCCUCGCGUAGGCCAGCAGACGCAGAAGCUUCCGAGGCGGAGACUGCUAUCUCUGGGUCGAAAUCACUUCCCAGAAGCAAGCCUUUAAUAGCUGUGCAAGCGGACUUAAAAACGCGUACAGUGCAGGACGAGGAGAGGGAGGAUGGGGGAGGAGGUCGGAGGAGCAUCAGGAAAGUGGAAGGGGAAGAAAAGGGAGGUGGGGAUGAGAGGGUAGUAGCGGGGAAUGCAGCGGGGAAGAGUAAGGGAGGCAAGAGGAAGAGCAACAGGACGGGGGCCUGCAAGGAGGAGGAGGAGGCAGUGGCAGUGAUUGCUGGAGUGCUGAGGGAGAAAUUCGGGCCUCAGAUCGUGAGAGAGGUAGAGGAGUUGGGGAGUGGGAUAAGAAGCAGCGAGAACGACGAGAGAGUGGUGAAAGUGAAAGAGGAGAAGGAGGGGGGAGAGGGGAACGAUGAUGAGGCGGAGGAAGAGGAGGGUGAGGAGGACGCACCACCCACCACAUCUCCUCCCACGCACCCUCCUCAGCUGUACAACCGGCGGGUCGUAUCUCCCUCCUCCCUCCUCUCCCUCUACCGCUUCUUCUCCUCCCACCUCGGCAUCUCCUCCCCUUCCACUGUCGCUUCCCUCCUCGUCACUUUCCCGCAACUCCUCCGCUCCAGUCCCACCAAUGACUUCCUGCCACGUGUCCAUCUCCUCCAAUCAUAUGGCAUAUCUCAUGCCGAUAUCUCCUUCACUCCCCCAGGCACCCCCUCCAUUGCGAGCUCUGUGCUUCGUCGUGCCCCCAGCAUCUUCAGUUUAAGCAAAGAAUAUCUCUUAGCUAAGCUCCAGUUCUUUGUGGAGCUGGUGGGGGAGGAGGCAGCAGGGAGAAUGGUGAGGAGCCGCCCGAACGUUCUGCAACUAUCGAAGGAGAACGUGCAAGGCAAGGUGGCGACAUUGGCUGAUUUGAUUGGCCAAGAGAAUUCCAUGCGGUUGGUGGCUCGAUCUCCUCUGCUAGUAACGGCUAGUGAAGAUGGCAUGAAGGAUACUUUCAGAGAGCUUGUGCGAGAAGUAGAAGAGGCAUUGGAGAGAAGUGGAGACGUGGGAAAUGAGACGCAAUUGCUGGGUAAAGGUGACAGUGCGCCAAUUGUGGCCAGGGCGGUGGGGGAUCCUGUGCUAUGGGCUCUGCAUUUCACUCUAGUUUCGAUUAAACCAGGUGCUGGAGAGGAGACGGCAGGGGGGAUAGCAGAACUAGCAUCAGCAGCAGGAGCAGCAGCAGGAGGCGGAGGGAAUAGUGUGAGUGCUACAGCCUUUUUGCUGGGUGCUCUGUUGCUGCUUGAUGGGACCGGAGGGGAUGUGGCUGCUACAGCUGCCUCUCCUACAGCUGUCUCUGCUACAGCUGCCUCUGCUACACCUGCUACAGCUGUUCCUGUGGGUGGCGGUGGCGCCGGCUGUAGCAGAGGAGUUGCUGUUCAGAGGGCUGCUGCUCACGGCCCUGCAAGAGAGGCUCGGCAGGUGAGAGGCUUGGCAGGAGGCUCGGUAGUGAGGUUUGGCACCACCUUCUUUUUGGGUUUAAUAGCGCUCUUCGCCCUCUUCCACCUCUCCCUCUCCCUCCUCUUCCCCAGCAUGGCCCUUGGGAUUGCCGCCGGCCUGCUUGCUGGUGCGAAUGGGCUAUGGCUGUGUUGGAGACAGGAAGGGUGUUUCGACAAGAAGUGGAGAAGAGAGGAGCCAGCUGGGUGUUCUGUGUCUGACAAAGUGGAGGGGGUAGGUGCGGAGCGGAAGAAGGAAAGAAUGAAGGAACGGGUGACCGGCAAGAGCAGCAGUGCGAAGUCACUCUUAUGCUUCUUAUCUCCCCUUUUCUUCCCUGCAGAUGCUACAGCUGCCUCUGCUACAGCUGCUGCGGCCCUCACCCUGCUGGACCUGCUACAGCUGUUCCUGUGGGUGGCCAUGUCGCUGGCUGUAGCAGAGGAGUUCUUGUUUGGAGGGUUGCUGCUGACGGCCCUGGAAGAAAGGCUCAGCAAAUGCGACGCUAAAAAGGCUUCCGCGCAAGCAGACUCUCCAGAGCCGGAGGUCGCAAACUUCGGAGUGCAAUCGAAAGACGGUAGCGAGUCGGCACUCGCCGUUGGGCCGGAUGUUGAGACGCGUGGAGUGGGGGACGAGGAGGGGGAAGGGGUGCUGGGAGAAGUGAAGGAGAUCGUCAGGACAGUUGGGGGAAAGCAGGGGGGGAGUAAGGCAGUUGGGGGUAAGAGACGUGUGAGGAGUGCAGGUGAAACGAAGAAAAGCAUUGAAGGAAGCGGGAGUAAGAGUGCAGGGGGAAAAGGAUGCGAGGAGGAGGAGGCGGCAGUGACAGUGAUUGCUCAAGUGUUGAUGGAGAAGUUCGGACCUCAGAUAGUGAGAGAGGAGGUGGAGGAAGCAACUGAGGGGGAAGAGGAGGUGGAGGGAGAGGAAGAAGUGGCAGCGGGGGAGGAGGAGGAUAUAAGGGACACAGGAGCGAAGGAAGAGGACGCAGAAGCUGAAGCAAGUGAAAAGGGUUCACCAGGCACCACAUCUCGCUCCGCACGUGCUACCACUCUCUCCUCCCUCCUCUCCCUCUACCGCUUCUUCUCCUCCCACCUCGGCAUCUCCUCCCCUUCAACUGUCGCUUCCCUCCUCGCCUCUUACCCCCAACUCCUCCGCUCCAGUCCCACCAAUGACUUCCUGCCACGUGUCCGUCUCCUCCAGUCCUUCGGCAUAUCUCAUGCCGACAUAGUGCACAUCACUAUGAUAGGACCGGCCUGGCUCCGAUCCUCCCUGCCACGGAUUCAAAAAUCUCUUGAGUUCCUGUUGGCUCAAGGCGUCCGUCGUAGCAGAUUGGGCCCGGUGCUUCGACGUGGACUAGGCUUCCUCUGCAGGGAUGCACGUUCAACGAACCUAGACAUUCUGGUGGACAAGGCAGGCGUUCCUGUGGACAAGCUAGGUGCUGGAGGGGAGGGGGAAGGGGUAUUAGCAGAACUAGCGGCAGCGGCAGGAGCAGCAGGAGGAGACGGACGGGAUAGCUCUGUCUCUGCUACAGCCACUGCGGCCCUCCCUCUGCUGGACCUGCUACAGCUGUUCCUGUGGGUGGCGGUGUCGCCGGCUGUAGUAGAAAGGCUGCUGUUCAGUGGGCUGCUGAUCACGGACCUGCAAAAGAGGCUCGGCAGGAUGGGCGCUGCCAUGCUGCCAGCAGGCGCAGAAGCUUCCGAGGCGGAGACUGCUGUUUCUGGGAUCAACCCUCGAGUAGCGGUGCAAGUGGAGUUUAAAACGCGUACAGUGAAGGACGAGGAGUGGGGGGAUGGGAGAGGAGGGCGGAGGAGGAGCAGGAAAGUGGAAGGGGGAGAAAAGGGAGGUGGGAAUGAGAGGGUUGAGAGGGUAGUAGCCGGCAAUGCCGCGGGGAAGAGUGAGGGAGGCAAGCGGAAGAGCUACUGGAGGAAAGGCUGCAAGGAGGAGGAGGAGGCAGUGGCAGUGAUUGCUGGAGUGCUGAGGGAGAAAUUCGGGGCUCAGAUUGUGAGAGAGGAGUUGGAGGAGUGGGAGAGUGAUAUAAGAAGCAGUGGGGACAGAUUGCCGGCGGGUCGUAUCUCCCUCCUCCCUCCUCUCCCUCUACCGCUUCUUCUCCUCCCACCUCGGUAUCUCCUCCCCUUCCAGUGUCGCGUCCCUUCUUGCCUCCAACCCCCAACUCCUCCGCUCCAAUCCCACCAGUGA